CAGGUAAUUCUGUGAAGGCGCCACUGCUGGAGUGCGACAUGAGCUUCCCACCACCCCCUCCACCACCUCCACCUUACAACCCACAUGGCAGGCCGCCCCCUCCCCCCUUUCAACCACAGGGCUUCGCACCCCAGUAUUAUCCAGCUGGUUCCCCAGUUGUCCCCGGAACUCCUUAUCCAGGAGGAACCGCUUCCCCUUAUGCCCCCCCAGCGGGAUAUCCUCCCUAUCAGGGACAACCCGAGCCAUACCACCAAUGUCCGUCCCAACCUGGGGAUGAUGAUAAACGAUCCAAGAAGCGCAAAGAGUGCAAGAGAAUUGCUGCCACUGUUGGAGGGACGGCUUUAGGACAAAUGAUCUGGUUGGGCAUUAAAUGCACUAUUGAAGAACUGGUUCCAUAGAGCCCCCACCCUGAAACAAAUAAAAAUGAGAUGUUACAUUUGUUUUGUUUUAAUCCUCGAUUACUAGGAAUGUAAAGGAAACAGAAAGUUUUUUUCAUUGUCAAACUCUGAGGUGGAAGGAUAUUUAUUAAAGAUUGUGUUAAAGCCUUUUACUUGGACCAUGACCUCUAAUGCAGAAGCAAUUUUUUAAAGCCACCUUUUGAUAUGAUUGAUUAAAUUUGCUAAUAGGAUAACAUUGGUGUAAAUUUGGUCUGUUGUAUGAAAUAUGAUAAUUUUAUGUAUUUAAUGCAACUUUUAUUGAAACAAUAGAGGACAGAUUAAUCUGAAAUAAAGGAUACAUAUCCAACUAUAACAAACCAUGUUAAAGUUUAAAGACUAAAAUGUAUUAAAGCUCUUUACAAAUUUAAAGUUGUAUCUUUACAAAUUUUUGCUUUUUCAAGUUUGUUUUAUUACCUGAACUGUAAUAUACUUAAUAAUAAAAUGUCUAAUAACAAAAACAA
This is a messenger RNA of Oryzias melastigma (Indian medaka), 898 nucleotides long. Its product is annotated as leucine-rich repeat extensin-like protein 6. The coding region runs from base 39 to 398 and encodes 119 amino acids. The record is from RefSeq and is a predicted model, not a curated record. Lineage: Eukaryota; Metazoa; Chordata; Actinopteri; Beloniformes; Adrianichthyidae. The transcript is spliced from 3 exons.